GUAGGCUAUCCUUGAAUGAUUACAACUUUUGGAUCUUGACAACUUCACCUUUGUUGACAUGACUUUACCGUUGUUGACAUAAACGUGCAUUAUUAUCAAUACAAGUUUUCAUUGUUGGAGAGCUGGUAAAGCUGACGUCACGUCCAUUCCUUGAAGUGGAGCUGAAUAAACCUUGAGCAGAGACUCCUUCAAUCUGCUGGUAGUAACUAACACACACAUACGCACGGAGACUCAAUUACUGCCCAGUUCCACUCUUGAUCAUCUCCAGCUACCGGUCUAAAACAACACCAAUUCCUCAAUAUCAAGAAGAAGGAAAAGAUCCAUUAGGCUAUAUGAAGACAUAAUAGAGUCCACCGGAGUACAUAACGUCAGAUACGUACAACCGUCAACAGAAGAUAUGGAGUCUGGAGAGCGGCUAGCCUCCCCGUCUGCGGCCCCAUCCUCCCUGCUCAGCGCCCCAGCCGCCUCCGCCACCGCGGCUGCCACCGCCUCGCCCCCCAACCCCCCCUCCAAGAGCAGCCUGGCCGCCAGCCCCGCUACCCUGGGCUCCACUCUCACCACCUGUGGGCACGUCUUCCGAGCUGGAAGUGAUCAGCCUUUCACUCUCUCAAGUGCCUUCCCUAUGGUCAGCCACCCCGCCUUCGGCCUUCACACCAGCAGCACGGGCCGCUCUGAGUUCGGAGGCCUGGGCUCCCUGGGCAUGUCGGCGGCCUUGCCAGCCCAUCAGCUCGCCAGCUUCCCAGAGUGGUGGCGUGCCUCCGAGGCUCAUGGCCGGGUGGCUGCUGCUGCGUUCUUCCCUCCUCUCCUCGGUCUGCCGCCCCUGUUCACCCCUCCGGUCCAGAGCCCGGACCCCAGCGGCCCCUUCCAGUCCCGCACCCCCACCAAGAACGGACGCAACUCCUCCAAAGGGGUAAACGGCACCAUCAAUGGGAGUGGAGGUUUGGUAGGCUCUGGAGGGGGAACGUCCUCUACCCCCUCCGCCACCGAGCCCACGAAGGCCCCCGGCUCGUCACCCCGGAGCCGGAAGAGUAACCAGGAGCUGGGCCACACAGCGGAGAAGCUCAUCCAGAAAUCUAAAGAGAAGAAACUCCGCAAGAAAGCGGCGGAAAUCUCUAGCAACAGCAACAGCGACAGCGAAUCGGCAUCCUCCUCCGACAGCUCCAGCGAUGGCGUGAGCAGCAGCGACUUAGACGACCUGGAGGAGGACGACGACGACGAAGACGACGACGACGAUCAGAGCAACGACAGCGAGGACUCCGACCUGGAGAAAGAAAGGCCAGUCAGCAGGAAGGUCAAGUCGCUGAUGCGGAGUCUGUCAGAGAAUCAAAAGGCCACCCUUCCUCACGCGGCCUGUGACAGACCCAGCCAAGACCAGAGGGGGGGCGCCCAGGCGUGCAGACCUCCAGCUGAGGAGGGCCCUCUCUCUGCCCGCUACCCCCUGCAGUCCUCCCCUCAGUCCUCCGGCUUGCACCAGCCCCCGGCCCUUCUCUUCUCUGGCUCCAGGCCCAGGGAGGAGAGCCCCAAGCAGCACCGGAGCGUCAUCCAGGCCACCGGGCUGGCGGCCAGCGCCAAACCCCUGGCACUGGUCACCCAGUCCCGCAAAGAGGCUUCGCCGGUCCCCCUGGUGUCCUCGACCAAGCAGCCCCGGUCGCUAUCUUCCUCGCCCAAGCCGCUCAGCCUGUCCUCCUCGCCCAAGCCGCCGUCCGUCUCCUCCUCGUCCCCCAAGCCGCUCUCCCUCUGCUCGUCCCCUAAGCCGUUGUCUCUCUCGUCCUCGCCCCGGCCGCCCUCGCUGUCAUCCUCCCCGAAGCCCCCGACUCUCUCCCCUCCACACAAAACCAAAGCUUCGACUGCGUCCCCCAAACCCCCAGUGCUGUCCGAUAGCUUCAAUGCCAGCAGUCGCAGCUUCCUGGACGAGACCCUCUUACAAAUCAACAACUUCAAAAUGAGACAGCCUUUCCUCUCCCAGGAGCACUUCAAACGGGCCUUCUCCCUGCAGCAGAAGAGCCAGCAGGAGUUAUCGUCGUUGUCGCAGAAGAACCAGAAAAAGUUCUUCUCCUCGCUGCCUCCUCUCAAUUUCUCCACUUUAGAAAGCCUGUCCGGUGCUGGCCACAGUCUCCUGUCUCCCUACAGCGGCCACUCCAACCUCUUCCUGGCCGGCACGUUGCUGGGCCAUCCGUGCUCGCCGCAGCCCAACGGGGUCAUCCAAAGUGCCGUGCAGGAGGCCCCCCUGGCGCUCAUCACCAAGCCCCGCGGCCACAGCCGCACCCCCGACAAGCCCCUGCUGGCUGCCACCAGCCCCGCCUUCUCCACCCCCGUCAACCUCACCACGGGGGCCCGGGAACACUCCCUGUCAGCUUCGUCCUCUGCUUCGGCCUCGGCCACAGCGGGGGUGCUGGGCCCGGCCACGAGCUCGCCCAGGCCCCGUAAGGGCAAGCCCACCAAGGUGACGAUGGUGGCGGCGGCGGGGCCGAGUCCCGGGCAGCAGAGCCACCUGGUGCAGUCGCUGGUGGACCUGUUCCGGGGGACGGAGUCGGACAUCCCCAGCAGCAAGGACUCCAACGACUCGGCCGAGGAUGUGGAGGACUGGGAUGAUGAUGAUGACGACGACGAUGAUGAUGAAGACGAAGAUGACGACGACGAUGAAAUCUCUGAUGACAGCCAAUCAGACUCCGAGAGCAACCUGAGUGACACGGACGCGUCCGAGGGGCUGAAGGAGCGCAGUGAGACCGCCACCACCGACACCGAGGCGGAGAGGACUCCGCUCAAACUAACCAAAGCCUCCGCCCUGCUCAGCUCCUCCUCGGGCCUGUCUACCAGCAUGUCCCCGCUCAACCUGCAGGUCAUCAAAACUCCCAGCAUGCACACCAACACUCUCAUGACCAGCGCCGCCAUGUUGGCCUAUCACAACAUGCCGUCGUCCUCGUUUAAUUUCAGCCCUCCCUCAGGCUCAGGAGGGAAGAGGAAGAGAGUGACAGAUGAACGGGAGCUGAGGAUUCCUCUGGAGCUUGGGUGGCAGAGGGAGACCCGCAUCAGGAAUGUAGGCGGGCGUCUUCAAGGAGACGUGGCGUACUACGCUCCCUGUGGCAAGAAAAUGCGGCAGUAUCCAGAUGUUGUUAAAUAUUUGGCCAGACAUGGAAUAUGUGAUAUCACCCGUGAUAACUUCAGCUUCAGUGCAAAGAUUAAAGUUGGUGACUUCCAUGAAGCCAGAGAGGGACCGGAGGGCUUGCAGUGGGUGCUGCUGAAGGACGAAGAGAUCAUUCCCAGAGUCUUAGCCAUGGAGGGGAGACGCGGGCGUCCCCCCAACCCAGACCAGGACCAGGAGCAGCAGCAGCAGCAGCAGCUGUCCCCGGGCGAAGGCUCCCAUGGCAGGAAGGGGCGCAGGAAGGGGCGCCCUCCCAACGUUGGCGGGGAAAACCUCCCAAGCCCCACCGAUGCCAAACUCCUUCGCAAGCUUGAAGCUCAAGAAAUUGCACGGCAGGCAGCCCAGAUCAAAAUGAUGCGGAAGCUGGAGAAGCAAGCCAUGGCCCGGGCCGCCAAGGAGGCCAGGAAACAGCAAGCCAUCAUGGCAGCGGAGGAGAGAAGGAGGCAGAGGGAGCAGAUGAAGAUUCUCAAACAGCAGGAGAAGAUCAAGCGGAUUCAGCAAAUUCGCAUGGAGAAAGAGCAUCGGGCGCAGCAGAUUCUUGAGGCCAAGCGGAAGAAGAAGGAGGAAGUAGCCAAUGCCAAAAUACUGGAGGCUGAGAAACGCAUUAAGGAGAAGGAGAUGCGCCGACAGCAGGCAGUCAUUCUGAAGCACCAGGAGUUGGAGAGGCUUAGACUAGAUAUGGUAUGGGAGCGGGAGAGGAGGCGGCAGCACAUGAUGCUGAUGAAAGCUGUGGACGCUAGGAAGAAAGCAGAGGAGAGGGAGCGCUUGAAGCAGGAGAAGCGCGACGAGAAGCGCUUAAACAAGGAGCGGAAAUUGGAGCUGCGCAGGCUGGAGCUGGAGAUGGCCAGGGAGCUGAAGAAGCCCAAUGAAGAUAUGUGCCUCGCCGAUCAUAAGCCUCUGCCCGAGUUCUCCCGCGUGCCUGGCCUGCUCCUGCCCGGCGCCACCUUCGCCGAGUGCCUGAUGGUGAUGCAGUUCCUGCGCAGCUUCGGCCACGUGCUAGGAGUGGAGCCGGCGGCCGACGUGCCGGGGCUGGGCGCGCUGCAGGAGGGCCUGCUCAACGCCGGCCCCGGGGCCCGGCUGCUCCAGGGCCUGCUGGUGCGCAUGCUCACCGCCGCCGUCUCUGACCCCGGCCUGCCCCCCGGACACAGGGCCAAGACGGCCUUGGGGGAGCACCUGACCAACGUCGGCAUCAACCGGGACAACGUGUCGGAGAUCCUGCAUAUCUACAUGGAUGCCCACUGCGGUCCGCUGCAGACGGAGCUGGCCGCGCUGGCACAGAGCCUGAAGACCAAGGCCUUCCAGUCGCACACCCCGGCCCAGAAGGCCUCCAUCCUGGCCUUCCUGGUCAACGAGCUGGCCUGCAGCAAGAGCGUGGUCAGUGAAAUUGACAAAAACAUCGAUCACAUGACAAACUUGAGGAGAGACAAAUGGGUGAUUGAGGGCAAGCUUCGCAAGAUGAGGAGUAUCUACGCCAAGCGCACGGGAAAGAGGGACAGCAACAUCGGCGGGGAGGAGACCCCGUCCACGGGCACGCCCACGGCAGGCCGCAAGCGCAAGAGGAAAGGAGGGGACAGCGACGAGGACGAGGACGAAGAUGAGGACAGCGAGGACCAGGGGGACGAGGAUGACGAAGAGGAUGAUGAUGUGGGAAAGAAAGGGAAGAAAGUGGAGACCUGUGACGACGAGGAUGAAGUGGAUCAGAUUGCCACUGUAGAGGAACUGGAGAAACAGAUAGAGAAACUAUCAAAGCAACAGAUCCAGAUCCGGCGUAAAUUGUUUGAGUCUUCCGGUUCGCUGCGCUUCAUGAUGUUCGGGCAGGACCGCUACAAGCGUCGCUACUGGGUGCUGCCCCAAUGCGGCGGCAUCUUCGUGGAGGGCAUGGAGAGUGGAGAAGGAGCCGAGGAGCUCGAGCGGGAGCGUGGGAGGAAGGCAGAGCAGGUGCAGGUGAAGGAGGAACCGAUGGAGGAGGAGGAGGAGGAGGCGCCCGAGGAGAUGCCGCUGAGCUCCAGCCCCGAGGUCAAGCAAGAGUGUGAGACGCCGACCCCCGAGCAGCAGGCCGAGAAGGACUCCCUCAACCUCUUCCUGCAGAAGCCCGGCUCCUUCUCCAAGCUCAGCAAGCUCCUGGAGGUGGCCAAAAUGUCUCCUGAGCCGGGCAGCCCUUCGCAGAGCCACAGCGGCAGCCCCACCGUGGGCGCCAUGUCCACGGGCUCCCCCGUCAACACGCCGACUACGUUUCCCAGCAGCCCCUCGGCCGCAUCCGCCCAGCCCGCCCCCAUGGAAGCCAAGCCGGACCUGAGCGCGGUGCUCCCGCUUCUCGCCGGCGCCCCUUACCUCAACGGCCCCGGCAAGGGCUCCGGCUACCCCCAGGCCCUCCUGCCCAAUGACCAGCUCUUCCGGGUGCUGACUGAGAAGAGUGGCCACUGGUUCAGUCUGCUGCCCCGCUCCCCCUGCGACAGCUCCUCUCUGACGGCGAGCCCCACCCAUCCACCAGCACCGCAGGCAGCCACCUCCACCUCCCCCACCCAGCACGCCUCGGGUGCCCUCAGGCCCAAAUCCCCCUCGUCUCUGUCCCCUAACCCCCCACCCGCCGCCUCUUCCUCCUCCACCUCCGCCUCUCCAAGCCCCUGCAACCCCGGCGGCUCCACCUCGGCGAUCAAUAACUUCCCAUUAUCGCCUCUGCAGCUCCUAUUUCCACAGGUGAAGUCAGGCAUGAAUUUAAUGGGGAUGCCCUACUGCGGGUGGCCUGGGGCCAUGAUGAGUCCAAACAUGCACUUCCCAGGCAGCGGCCCUCUGCCCUCCUUGAUGGGCAUAGGGUACCCGUUGGCAGAGGGCAACGGCAACCCCUUCCUGACGCCCAGCGCGGCCACUAGUAAGAGUGAGUCUCCGGGCCCCCUCAGCGACAAGCUGCCCUCCGCCCCCUCCCCUGCUGUGGAGGUGGCCAAACCGCAGGACUACCCCUCCCCCCUGCCCAUACCAGAGGAAAUGCUCACUGGCUGGAGGAGGGUGGGGGACCUGGAGGAGCUGCGCUGCCUGGUGAAGGCCCUAAACAGCCGGGGCAUCAGGGAAAAGGCCCUGCAGAAGCAGUUCCAGAAACACAUGGACUACAUCCUUCAGUCCUGCGCCAAGCACAGAGAGGUGUCAGUGAUCGACGUGGCAGAGCUGGAGGAGAACCAGGUGACUGAGGAGACGCUGGAGAGCUGGUGUGUGGAGGAGCAAGCCAUGGAGGUGGACAUCACCGUGCUCCAGCAGGUGGAGGAGCUGGAGAGGAAGGUCACCUCGGCCAGCCUGCAGAUCAAGGGCUGGAUGUACCCCGAGCCACAGUCGGAGCAGGAGGACCUGGUCUAUCACGAGCACAAGCUUGUGGCCAAGUUGAGCCCGGUGGGCGGCAAGGCCACCGGCGAAGAGCGGGGUGGUGAGCGGCCGGACGGCAGCGUUGGCGGCAUAGCGCGGCGCCCCAACAACCCGCUCGAUAUCGGCGUGGCUCGACUGGCCGAGCUGGAGCGCAACAUCGAGCGAAGGUACCUGAAGAGCCCCUUAAGCACCACCAUUCAGAUCAGGCUGGAUAAUGUGGGUACAGUCACAGUCCCUGCUCCUGCACCAUCCAGUAGUGCUGAUGGUGAUGGUGGUCAAGAGGACGUGGCGCCAGGCAUGAAGCUGUGGCGGAAGGCCCUGGGAGAUGUCCGCAGCGCUGCCCAGCUUGCCCUCUGCAUCCAGCAGCUCCAGAAGUCCAUCGCCUGGGAGAGGUCCAUCAUGAAAGUGUUCUGCCAGAUGUGCCGCAAGGGGGAUAACGAGGAGCUGCUGCUACUGUGCGACGGAUGUGAUAAGGGCUGCCACACUUACUGCCACCGGCCCAAGAUCACCAUCAUCCCCGACGGAGACUGGUUCUGCCCGGCCUGCAUUUCAAAGGCGAGUGGUCAAUCCCCGAAGAAUAAGAAGCUGCAGAGCCGAGCCACAGCGGGAGCAGGGGGAGCAUCCGGCACAGCAGGAGCAGGAGGAGGAGGAGGAGGAGGGGGAGCAGCAGGAGGAGGAGGAGGAGGAGGAGGAGGAAACGGCGGAGGAGGGGGUGGAGGAGGGAGGAAGAGCACUGAGGUGAAGAGGAACAGGAAGCCGUCCGUGGCGGGAGAGGCCUCUGAGGAGGACACAGCGAGCACCAGCAGCAGCACUCCAAAGAAAGGAGCGAAGGAGGCCAAGAAGAGGAAAGCUGAGGAGAGCCCGGCCACAGCCCAGCCAAGGCAAGACAGCCCUGUGAGCGCCAAGAAAGGGAAGACUGCCGUCGUGGUCCAGGACAACGAGAGAGACCUGACUUUGUGCAGGAUGCUUCUGGCUGAGUUGGAGAGCCAUCCGGAUGCUUGGCCUUUUCUGACCCCUGUGAACAGCAAGACUGUCCCCGGCUACAGGAAAGUCAUUAGGAAGCCCAUGGACCUCUCCACCAUUAGGGAAAAACUUGCCAAUAACCAGUACCUGAACCUUGAGACUUUCAUCAUCGAUGUCAACCUCAUUUUUGACAACUGCGAGAAAUUUAACGAAGACAAUUCUGAAAUCGGUCGAGCGGGACACAACAUGAGGAAGUUCUUCGAGAAAAGAUGGCCCGAACUGUUGAAGCAAACAAACUAGACUUGAUUUUUGUUUUGUUUUUUCUUACUUGAUUCUCCUCACAAAGGACCAGCUUCUGCUACAGCUGAGCUGAGCACUUCCGAGAACAUUGGUCCAGAGCAAUGAGUCCCUCUCGUCCUCCUUAGGCACCAACUUGUGGAGCAGUAGAUCCAGCCAGCUGGAUGGACACUAAUGUGCACUGCAGCUGUGAUGGGAACAGUCUGAGGCACCCAACCAGGUCCAGGUGACUGGAUGUCUUCUAGUGCAAUACCAUUUCCUCUAAAAAAAUCAAAAAAAAAACAAUAAAAAAAAAACAAGCAAACAAAAACAAAUACAGCACUGAAACUACUACCAUCGGAACUGUGGGCUGAUAGCCCUUCACUCUGUAAAUAGAUUUCUUUUUGUUUUCUCUUCUUCUUUUUUAAACUUUGCAAUUAAUAUUACAGUGAAUGUAUUUAAUUCUUAUGUUAAUUAUUUAUGAGUAAAAUUGUUCUGUCUUUCAUUUUCUAUGAAAAGGAAAAAAAAAACGGCAAAAAUGCUUUAAAAUAGCAGAGGAAUGUUUUUCUUUUAAAAAAUUAAAAUAAAGCCAAGACAAGUAAUUGUUUACACUUUUCUGUGCUCCUGGGCAUCAGAUGAUACAAAAAAAGAAAAACUGUAAAGAUCUGUAUUGGUGUAGAAAUGUAUGUUUGUAUCUUCCUGACUAAAUACAAUGACCUCUGUACAUACUUGUCCAUUAUUGUCAAUAUUCCAUCGCGUUUUGGGAUAUGUAGAGGUGUACAUAUUGUUUCAAAUGUCAGAUCUUGUUUAUGCCUUAGUACGACUGUAGGAUUUUACCUGUCUUCAAGUGAUGAUGCUACAGUAUUAGACAAUAUUUGCUUGUACUGAUCAUAUCCUCUGCAAACACUGUGGUCUCCCUCAUUUCUGGUAGUGCCUCGCCUCUCUAGAGUGUAUGGAGGAGUGUCCAUUCACUUACACAUCAUUGUGUACUCCAUGGAUAAUUUGUUUGCUCUCCUAACCUCCUGAGCCCCAAACUCGGACAUGGAUCUUCGUAGACACAGCUUUCUUGCAAGGCACAGCAUUUUCCGCAGAGCAUCCACUUGGCCCUGCCUUCACAUAAACAUACGGGCACUAAGCAUUCGUCACUGUGUUGGAACUUGCUGUGUCGUGGCCCGCCGGGGCAGGUAGAACAGUCUUUUUGUACCGGAGUCAGAGUACUUGAAGUUAUUUUAUUUAAAUAUGUUGUGAGGAAAUGUAGCAUUCUUUUUGUAGGAGCAUUAUUUUUCACUAGUGUGUGCGUGCGUGUGUGUGGCACGGAUCAAAUAAAACGAUGUUUUAAACUCA
Messenger RNA from Clupea harengus (Atlantic herring), 9076 nucleotides. Its product is annotated as bromodomain adjacent to zinc finger domain protein 2B. Lineage: Eukaryota; Metazoa; Chordata; Actinopteri; Clupeiformes; Clupeidae. The record is from RefSeq and is a predicted model, not a curated record. Gene Ontology annotation, cellular component: chromatin. Gene Ontology annotation, molecular function: DNA binding; protein binding.